GGUGCCAGCGUUUCCUUCGUUGCACUCUGCGGAUCUCACUCGCCGGUAAGGCAUGGUGCUCGCAAGCUUACUUUUGCUCGUCCUCGGCGCGAUCGUGAGUCCGACCACCCAGGUCGCCGCACUGGGAUCAGCAUGUGGUGUGCCUCUCACUACAGGAAACGCGUUGUGGGGAGAGCCUUACUGGCUUGAGAACAUCCACCAUCAGGGUGUGGCACCGUUUGCACCUAAUGCGACAAAAUACAAAGUGUUCCGGAACGUGAGGGAGUAUGGAGCUGUGGGUGAUGGUGUGCAUGAUGAUACUGCUGCUAUCAAUGCUGCAAUAUCCACCGGUAGCAGAUGUGGUAACUUGACUUGCGGUUCAUCAACAACCACUCCGGCAGUGGUCUACUUCCCAACAGGGACCUACCUCGUGUCUGCUCCGCUUCAUGCAUACUACUACACAGUCAUGGUGGGCGAUGCAAGAACACCCCCGACGUUGCUUGCCAGUGCUAACUUCACAGGAAUAGCUGUAAUUGACGGUGACCCGUACACAAACAAUCAAAACUGGUAUACCAACCAGGUUAGCUUCUACCGGUCAGCGCGUAAUUUCGUUAUCGACCUCACACGAAUGCCUGCGAAUGUCUCGGCCACUGGCAUUCACUGGCAAGUCUCACAGUCGACGUCGCUGGUCAACGUGGUAGUCAACAUGUCUACCGAACCUGGAAACAACCACCAGGGCAUGUUUAUGGAGGAUGGAAGUGGUGGCUUCAUGGGAGAUCUCGUAUUCAACGGUGGAAAGUAUGGUAUCUGGGUCGGAAACCAACAUAUACUGGACCCAUAUCACUUCCCCCAAGCUGUGUUCGGAUCAUGGAACUGGGGAUGGACAUAUCAACGCGUCAUAAUCAAUGACUGUCAAGUCGGUUUUAAUCUCUCAGGUGGCGGGAAUGGAGGAGAGGCCAUCAUUGACGCAGUGGUCACAAAUACUCCUGUUUUCAUCAAGACACCCAAGCCGAUAAAUGGCUCUGUUUCAGGAUCCCUCGUAUUGAAUAACAUCCAUCUCAACAACGUUUCCACAGCUGUCAUGGAAAACGGUACUACUAUCCUUGCUGGUGGAACCAGGACCGUUCACUCGUGGGGCAAGGGUAACAUUUAUACAGGAACGCACCCGAACGGAACGUUCACACAGGGCAAGAUACACUCUGCGCAUAAGGAUUCGUGCCUUUUGGACCAUAAUGGCUUCAUCGUCAGCAAAGGACAUCCCAUGUAUGCUGACUAUUCAGUCGACCAGUUCAAGAGCGUCAGAUCAUUGGGGGCCGUUGGAGAUGGAAUUGCGGAUGAUACUGAAGCUAUUAAAGCCGUGCUCGCAAAGUACGCUGGAUGCUACAUCAUAUAUGUCGAUGCUGGCAUCUAUAAGGUUACUUCGACUAUACAGGUUCCGGCAGGAACACGAAUUGUUGGAGAGGCUUGGUCCCAGAUUAUGGGCGCCGGCCUCAAUUUCAAUAAUAAAGAAGACCCCAACGUUGUUGUACAAGUCGGUACACCGGGUUCGCAGGGCAUUACGGAGAUUACAGAUAUCGUAUUCACGACGCAAGGACCAGCUGCAGGCGCCAUUGUCGUGGAGUGGAACGUCCACGAUCCGCCUGGUCUCCAAGGAGCUGCAGGAAUGUGGGAUUCGCACUUCCGGCUCGGCGGAGGCGAGUUUAAUGUUUUAUCACAUGCGGACGUUGACUUAUCAUUCUUCAUUUUAGCCAAUGGGACCCAUCUCCAAGACGCAGAGUGCCCUGCGGGAUCCUUUAAUCCAGAAUGUUUUGCAGCCUUCCUUGCUUUGCACAUCACGUAUGGUGCAUCGGCUUACCUUGAGGGAACAUGGGUUUGGCUGGCAGAUCACGAUCUCGACGGCUUUCACCAGCUAACCUUGUUCAGCGGGAGAGGUAUUUUGUCUCAUUCUCAGGGUCCUGUCUGGAUGAUUGCGGAACAUCAUGUGCUCUACCAGUAUAGUUUAGUUGGAGCGAAAAACCAUUACAUGGGUCUGAUCCAGACUGAGACGCCUUACUUCCAACCUGAUCCUGCACCACCAGGGCCAUUCGAUAUCUCAAACGUUUACGACGAUCCGACGUUUGCAAAUGGCACAACUAUGGCUUGGGGUCUCUGGGUGCAAUCAUCCACUGAUAUCAUCAACUACAGCACGGCAUGUGGGAGUAACACUACAUGUCAAACGCAGAUCGUCAAUGUGGACUGGACCUCUUCCAUCAGCAUAUACAAUCUGGCAACCCUUAGCAUCGAAGAGAACGGGAUCAUUUACUUUGCGAACGACUCGGAAGGCUUUUCGUCCACUGUGACGCUAUGGAGCCCUGCGCGAGCUAUCUACCCAUAAAUUUUAUAUCCCAUAGAAUCCAUAUACCCCUUAUUUAUUCAUUUCUCUGCAAACACAUGUGUGCAAACUUCUUGACUGCCUCCUGUGCGAUCUUUG
Messenger RNA from Suillus fuscotomentosus, 2449 nucleotides. Its product is annotated as glycoside hydrolase family 55 protein. The coding region runs from base 53 to 2353 and encodes 766 amino acids. Lineage: Eukaryota; Fungi; Basidiomycota; Agaricomycetes; Boletales; Suillaceae. The record is from RefSeq and is a predicted model, not a curated record. The transcript is spliced from 18 exons. Gene Ontology annotation, molecular function: polygalacturonase activity.